CCCGUUGGAAAUGCACAUCGUCAUCCAAGCCAACAAGAACCGAAAUCUCUCAUUCUCUGCUUUAUUCACUGAAGAAGUCAUGGCCCCUUUGAAACUCCAUGGAAGCGUUUUAUCAACCAACACACAGCGAGUUCUUGCAACCCUUUACGAGAAAGAGGUAGAAUUUGAGCUUGUUAACGUCAAUUUGGGAGCUGGGGAACACAAACAAGAGCCCCAUAUUUCCCUCAAUCCAUUUGGUCUAGUUCCAGCUGCUGUUGAUGGAGAUCUUAAGCUCUUUGAAUCAAGAGCAAUUUCACAGUACGUAGCCCACCAAUAUGCCAGCAAGGGGACUCAACUGGGCGCUGCAGGCAACGGGUAUGCAACAAUCUUGGUAUGGCAAGAAGUGGAGUCUCACCAGUUCGACCCAUCAGCUUCAAAACUGGUGUGGGAGCAAGUUUUUAAACCAAUUUUUGGGCUACCAACAGAUGCGGCUCUAGUUGCCGAGACGGAGGUCACUCUCGGUAAGGUUCUAGAUGUGUACGAGGCAAGACUGUCUCAAUCCAAGUACCUAGCCAGUGACAGCUUCACCUUGGCCGAUCUGCACCACCUCCCUAACAUCCAGGCCUUGUUGGGGACUCCAUCCAAGAAAUUGUUCGAUUCUCGCCCCCAUGUUAGCGCAUGGGUUGCCAGUAUCACUGGAAGGCCAGCUUGGGGCAAGGUGCUCGCUAUGCUUCCGAAGUAAAUUAGAAAGUAACGAUGCAGGGUCUCUUGUCCUGAAUAAAUAAAUAAAAAAGAUGAGUGCGGUGUUUAGUCAUCAAUAUAUAUAUUUCUGUUUACAGAAACAGCUAGACUGAAAGGUCCCCUGUUGGCUUCUCGAGUACUUGUAUUUUGAUCUUGUGUAUGGUGUUUAGUCAUCAAUCUUCUAUGCGAAGGAUGGUUAAACUUGGAAUAAAGUUGUCUUUUUUUUGUGUU
Messenger RNA from Populus nigra (black poplar), 951 nucleotides. RefSeq names its product glutathione S-transferase F6-like. The transcript has 3 exons. The coding region runs from base 11 to 721 and encodes 236 amino acids. NCBI's taxonomy places the organism in Eukaryota, Viridiplantae, Streptophyta, Magnoliopsida, Malpighiales, Salicaceae. Gene Ontology annotation, cellular component: cytoplasm. Gene Ontology annotation, molecular function: glutathione transferase activity; glutathione binding. The record is from RefSeq and is a predicted model, not a curated record.